Messenger RNA from Xiphophorus maculatus (southern platyfish), 2848 nucleotides. RefSeq names its product RCC1 and BTB domain-containing protein 1-like. Gene Ontology annotation, molecular function: protein binding. The coding region runs from base 211 to 1806 and encodes 531 amino acids. The record is from RefSeq and is a predicted model, not a curated record. The transcript is spliced from 13 exons. NCBI's taxonomy places the organism in Eukaryota, Metazoa, Chordata, Actinopteri, Cyprinodontiformes, Poeciliidae.
CCGCCAAUAAAAAAACAAUCCAGAAGAAGAAGACAAAGAAGACGGUAGUUGAUCCCAGGCAACUGUGUAUCUACAUCACCCGGAAUGCUUCUCCACCUUUUAACUUCCACCCUUCCCCUAAUAACUCCCCACUCCCACCAUUUUCCUGAACUCUUUCAUUACUGACUUUUUCUCAUCAUCAUUGCGGGGUAGCUAAAAUUAGCAGCAGUCAUGGUAGAUGUCAGUAAAUGGCCACUGUUCUCUCUGCUGAGCAGCGAGGUGCGAGCCACAGUCCGCCAGGCCUGUGUCUUUGGGACAUCGGCGAACGAAGCCAUCUACGUCACUCAAGAAAACGACGUGUAUGUAUUUGGUCUAAACUGCAGUGGCUGCCUUGGGACAGGUGACAGUGUGAGCACUAUUGUGCCAAAGAAACUGGACUUCCUGGAGGGAAAGAAGAUCGUCAGCCUCAGUUACGGCAGUGGACCUCAUGUGCUGUUGGCGUCAGAAGAUGGUCAGCUGUUUGCCUGGGGUCAUAAUGGUUACAGUCAGCUAGGGACCGGCACAACCAACCCGGGAUUUUCAGCCGUGGCGAUCACGACGAACCUACAGAACAAGAAAGUGAUGGAGGUGGCAUGCGGCUCGCAUCAUUCUCUGGCUCUCACUCACGACGGAGAGGUGUUUGCAUGGGGUUAUAACAACUGUGGCCAGGUGGGUUCAGGCUCUACAGCCAACCAGCCGUACCCAAGGAAAGUCUGCAGCAGCCUGCAGGGCAAGACUGCAGUGAGCAUCACAUGUGGACAAGCAUCCUCCAUGGCUCUGGUUGACAACGGCGAGAUUUACGGUUGGGGCUACAAUGGAAACGGGCAGCUAGGAACUGGGAACAAUGGCAAUCAGCUUUCUCCUUGUCGCCUUACUACGCUUCAAGGGUUGUGCAUUCAACAAAUUGUUUCAGGAUACGGACACUGCUUGGCCCUAACAGAUGAAGGACUACUGUAUGCCUGGGGAGCAAAUACUUAUGGUCAACUAGGAACUGGCAAUAAGAACAACCAUCUCAGUCCUGUGCAAAUCAUGGCUGACAAAGAAAGGGUUGUAGAGAUCGCAGCAUGCCACUCGACACACACUUCAGCAGCCAAGACUUCAAGCGGCAAGGUGUACAUGUGGGGUCAGUGUCGAGGCCAGUUGAUCUCGCGUCCUCGCCUCACCCACCUCAGCAGCAUGGAUGAUGUGUUCGCCUGCUUCGCUACGCCCCCUGUGACGUGGCGCCUCGUGUCUAUGGAGCACGAUGACUUCAUGACCAUUUCCGAGGCUCUCAGGGAAGAGUUUGACUGUCCAGACACUGCCGACCUCAAGUUCAGCGUUGAUGGAAAAUACAUUUAUGUUCACAAAGCUGUCCUGAAGAUCAGGUGUGAGCAUUUCCGCUUAAUGUUUCGCUCCCAGUGGACAGAAGAUCAGCAGGAGGUGAUCGAGAUCGUCCAGUUCUCAUAUCCCGUCUACAGAUCCUUCCUGCAGUUCCUCUACACAGACACUGUCGAUCUGCCACCCGAGGACGCCAUCGGCUUAUUGGAUCUGGCUACGUCUUACUGUGAAAACCACCUGAAACGUCUGUGUCAGCAGAUAAUCAAGAGGGGAAUUACUGUAGAAAAUGCCUUCACCCUGCUGUCUGCAGCCAUUCGAUAUGAUGCAGAGGAUCUUGAAGAAUUUUGCUUCAAGUUUUGUGUCAACCACAUGACUCAGGUGACUCAGACCACAACUUUCUGGGAAGUAGACGGAGCCAUGCUCAAAGAGUUUGUCAGCCGAGCCAGCCGCUGCGGAGCCUUCAAAAACUGAGCGAUGCUCUUGCCUUCUCGCAUUUUAAACACACGUGUGCUGCAGGUUCAGCACGCCAUAUUGAACUGACAGUAGUUAUCUACGGAUUUUUAAUCAGCACUUUUGGCCAAUUCCUGUGAAGUCAUUCUGAAUGUUCAUAAAUAUGAAUAUUUACAUGCUGCAAGUGUUCUCUACCGCAAUUUUCUUAACCAGUUCUUGCAUUCCACUUUAUUUAACUGCACAAUGCAUGUGAGAAACCGAAAGGGUUAAGCCACAUUUGAAGUUUUAAAUGAUAUCAUCUGAUUAGUGCAGGUCAUUUGGUUGAUUGCUACUGUUCAAGAUAUUUUAAGUUCAAAACAACUGUUUUUGAAUUUUGGACUUUGCUCUGUAGCACCUAAUCUUGCCUGCGUUAUCAAGUCAAACUUGAUUUUUAAAGAGAUUUGAGCGUUUACGUUUAAGGACGUUGCACUAGAAUCUUUACUAAUGUUGUGCGCUGUUACAAUGUUCUAAGCUUCCUUGUUUCUCUGUUAAUGUAUAUGUUUUGAAAUUGAUUUAAGGCAAUAUUUGACAAAACUUAAUACUUGUAGUUAUUACUGUAUUCAUACAGUUACCAAAGAUGGAAUAAGAGUCCUGCUGCCUGGAUGUGCUUGAUAAAACUAAAUGUUAUUGACCAAAUUAAUCUGCAGGAGGACAAAGGAAGAUUUGUUUGUUUCUUUUCUUAAGUUUCCUUUUCUCAAUGAUCUGAAACAAUCUUUAUUUGGAAUGAAUUUGAUCUUGGAGCUUAGUUUAUGUGUUCUGUUUAGGGACUGUUUCAGAUUUAGUAAAGCAGGUCAAUGGGCAGUUAAAAUCAUGAGGUUGAGGUUUACAGUUUUUAUUUUGUCUUGUAUAAAUAUGGAGAUUGAAACUGAAAAUGUGAUGGUUUCCUUAACAUGUUUUUUUUAAAGCUCAUAUUUGCAAACUUAAACACAGCUCUAAAAUUCUUGAGUUGAUUUGCUGUUAAAUACUUGCAAUGAUUUUUGCUUUUUUAUAUCUAGUUUUAAAAUGCUCUAUGUCUGAAUAAAUA